Chinchilla lanigera (long-tailed chinchilla) is the source of this 942-nucleotide messenger RNA. RefSeq names its product olfactory receptor 147-like. Bases 1 to 942 code for a protein of 313 amino acids. The record is from RefSeq and is a predicted model, not a curated record. The transcript has a single exon. Gene Ontology annotation, biological process: sensory perception of smell; G protein-coupled receptor signaling pathway. Gene Ontology annotation, molecular function: olfactory receptor activity; G protein-coupled receptor activity; odorant binding. Gene Ontology annotation, cellular component: membrane. NCBI's taxonomy places the organism in Eukaryota, Metazoa, Chordata, Mammalia, Rodentia, Chinchillidae.
AUGUCUCAGGGAAGAAUGGCCUCAGGCAAUGGCUCUUCAGUGACUGAGUUUGUCCUGCUGGGUUUAACACAACAGCCAGAGCUCCAGCUGCCUCUCUUCUUCCUCUUCUUAGGAAUCUAUGUGGUAUCCACGCUGGGGAACCUGGGCUUGAUUGUUCUGAUUGGUCUGAAUCCUCCCCUGCACACUCCCAUGUACUACUUUCUCUUCCACCUUUCCUUUGUGGAUCUCUGCUACUCCUCUGUCAUAACUCCUCGACUGCUGAUGAGUUUUGUAAAUCAAAACAUCAUCCCUUAUGAUGAGUGCAUGGCUCAGCUCUUUUUCUUUGCCUUCUUUGUAAUUGAUGAGUGCUACAUUUUGACAUCCAUGGCCUAUGACAGAUACGUGGCCAUCUGUAAGCCCCUGCUUUACCAGGUCAUCAUGUCCCAUCAGGUCUGCCUCAUGAUGGCAGUGGGUGUGUAUGCAAUGGGUUUCGUGGGUUCCAUGGCCCAUGUAGUUUGUAUGCUGAGACUCACAUUCUGUGACAGCAAUGUCAUCAAUCAUUACAUGUGUGACAUACCUCCUCUCCUGCAGCUCUCUUGCACAAGUACUUCCAUCAAUGAGAUGGUGGUUUUCAUUGUGGUGGGUGUCAAUAUAAUAUUGCCCAGUCUCACCAUCGUCAUUUCUUAUACCUUGAUCUUAUCCAAUAUCUCCAUCCAUUCUACAGGGGGCAGGUCCAAAGCCUUCAGUACCUGUAGCUCUCACAUCAUUGCUGUUUCUCUUUUCUUUGGGGCAUCAGCAUUCAUGUAUCUUAAACCUUCUUCUGGAUCUGUUGGUCGAGAUAAAGUAUCCACAGUUUUUUAUACCAUUGUGGGACCAAUGAUGAACCCUUUUAUCUACAGUCUGAAAAACAAAGAUGUCCACGCUGCACUGAGAAAGACUUUGAAGAAAAGAAUACUCUCCUAA